Molecule: messenger RNA, 3780 nt
Organism: Misgurnus anguillicaudatus (oriental weatherfish)
Lineage: Eukaryota; Metazoa; Chordata; Actinopteri; Cypriniformes; Cobitidae
Gene: rprd2a
Product: regulation of nuclear pre-mRNA domain containing 2a
Biological process (GO): mRNA 3'-end processing
Molecular function (GO): RNA polymerase II complex binding
Source: RefSeq, a predicted model, not a curated record
AGUAUCAACGCAAGAACCUGUAGAGGGCGCCGCGCAGCAGCAACCUGCAUUGCUGGAAAAAUGGCGGCUGGAAGUGCAGGCGCUAGCGGCCGCAACAGUGGCUCAUCGCCGGCCUUGGAGUCUACUUUAGACCGUCGUUUUCAGACUGUAAACAACACCAUGGAGUCUAUUCAGGGACUAUCCGUCUGGUGCAUCGAGAACAAGAAAUUCCACAGUGUUAUCGUACGCUACUGGAUCAAGUGGCUGCGCAAAUCGGAUUCGUCUCACAGAUUGAAUCUCUUCUAUCUGGCUAACGAUGUCAUUCAGAACUGUAAAAGGAAAAAUGCCAUCGUAUACCGCACCACCUUUACUGAUGUGCUGCCAGAAGCCAUCAAACUUAUCAGUGGCAUGAAGGAUUCCAAGGUGACCAAAUCAGUGGAGAGGAUCCUGAACAUUUGGGAAGAGAGAAGUGUCUAUUCGGAGGAGUUUAUCCAUCAGCUGAAGAGUGGUAUGGUUCAGAAAGAAGAACCAGUAAAAGCUCCUGACAAUUCCAGAGCUGCCCUGAAAUCCAAGAUUGUGGCUGAGUUUGUGCCGGCUGCGUUUAUCGAGCAUCUAACCAACUACAGAAAGUCUGUGGAUGAGACGGAGCUGAAAGAGAAACAGCUGGCUGCCAUGAGAGUGGAUGUAUGCAGUACAGAGGCACUGAAGAAACUAAAAGACAAAGCAGGCGGCAAGAGGUUCUCUAAAGAUUUCGAAGACGGAAGCACAAAGCUUCAGGAUUUCGUCUCCUUUCUGGAUGGAGAGGUCAAAAAAGGCCCACCCCUGAUGGAAGCACUGGAGAAUGCAGACAUAUUCUAUGAGAUGCAGUAUAAGGAGGUCAAGAUUGUCGCUAAAGCCUAUGAGACAUUUGCAAACCGAGUAUCGCACCUUAAGCGCAAACUCGAUGCACUGAAGGCCAUGCUGCCUGAUCCAAAUGACUCCCCCGUCCCCUCCCCUAUUGAAGACGCUCCUUCACCUUCGGGCUCAGAGUCACCCUUUCAUAGCUUGGAUAAUAUCGGUAGCCCAGACCCAGAGCUGGAUGGUCAAGAGAUGGAUGAUGACAUGAUUGCUUUGGCUGAUGCUCCAAGCCCCCUCUCAUCUGCCGGGGGUUCUCCAAAACCAAGCGCUUCUGCGGGAGAUGCAGACAAUCGUGAUGUAGAGGAUAUGGAGCUCUCAGAUGUAGAGGAAACAGAAACCCCCACCAUCAUAGUGGAGGAAUGUGUAGCCCCGCCUGUUGUAUCCAAAGAGUCGUCUGCCUCUCAGAGCGUCACAGAAACCUCACAAGCUAAUUCGGGCGCACAAACAAAGCAAGUCACAGCCCCAACGACGCCCGUUCCCUCAGCAACACCGUCACUUCCUGUUAAUCUAGCUGGUGUUGAUCUAGGCAAGAUCAGCUCCAUCCUCAGCACACUCACAAACGUUAUGAAGAACUCAGCUGUAGGAGCCAGUCCUGUUUCUCGGUCUUCGCCUAGUGUGCAGUCCACUCCAGGCUCCAUUCAAAAACCUCUCACGACUGCUGCUCCUCCUCCAGCGAACCCACUGGCCAACAUCCUCUCCAAGGUCGACAUCAAUCCCAACACCCUGCUCAGCGUCCUGUCCAAAACACAACCUCAUGGUGGUCUCCAGGGUCUGUCCUCUUUACUAAGCAACCAGACUGGAAAGACCCCUGCAACUUCGGAUUCUGACAGGGCAUCCCAAAUCCCUCCUCUUACAGCACACACUCGUGCAUCUCCCAACGUCACACCAACUUCAUCUGCUGUCCAAUUGCCUAGAGAUCCUGCCUCACAAGGGUCUGUGGCUCCCAGGUCGUCACAGUCAGAUAUGUUGAAUGACCAAGUAAAUCCUAACACUUCUCUCAACUCUACCUUGGACUCCAAGAUUGAUAACCUCAUUCAAGGGAACCCAAUACUAAAAGGCUUUAAUUUGGGCUUCCCAUCUGUUCUGCCAUGGCCUAAGGCAACUGUUGACAGCCCCUUAGCAAGUACGGAGAACCUCGCUGGAACCCCAGUAAGGGAUGAGGGUGGAUCUACACCAACUCAGGAUGAAAUAAUGGACGUUCCUGUUCCAAGAUCAGACCCGUCGCUGUAUCAGCAGAGGCAGUCUACAGAUGCUAAAUCGACACUUCCUCCUACAUCUUGGCAAGAACCACAUUCUCAAGCUGUUCCAAUACAACAAAUUGGUACAGAGAUUCAUCAGAAUUUUGGACAAACACAAAAUGACUCCAGAAACCCUGUGCCCUCCCUUGCAGAGGCAGAGGCUAAACGUCAUCAACUUAUUGAAGCCAUACUUUCCACUUCAAAGCCCAGCCACCAGCAACCUUCAUGCAACAGUGUGAAAUCCAUGACAGGACCUGGUCCAGUACAUCAAGAACCAAGACAAACCCCUGUAGGAGUGAAUCCUGAACUGGCAAAAAGUGGCUUGUAUGGGGACGCAUAUCGAGAUGGUCAAGAGCAGCAAAUGUUGGCAAGCUCUGACACAUAUGGAGCAGAGUCGUACCAUGUUAAAGAACCAAGUCACCAAGGUUUUGCUCCACCUAACUUCUUCACCACACCUCUCCCACCGAUACCAAAGCUCCCACCUCCACCUCAAGACUUUAAUACUCCAGCCUCUUCUUCGAUGGCGAGUGAUCCUCGUGUUACCGUGGCAGAACCUUUCAGCGAAGCAGUAGGACGUGAUGCUGAUCAAUCGUACAUCCCAGAAAACUCUGGUUACGGUGAGCAUUUGCCUCAUGAGGAACCUUUCCAACAAUAUGAGGAUGGACCUUCACGCUUUGCCCCUGAACCACACCAGGUUCCUAAUAUGCAUUCAAAUGCUCUAGUGGAUUACAAUCAUCAAAAUCCAUCGAGAGUUCCUCUGCAGCACCCACCAACUAUGCACCAUCACCAGAUGGGUUCUCCACCUCCAGUAAGGGGGGGCUACCAUGAAGGUUUAAGCCCUCCUAUGCCAGAAGAUCCAUACUUUGACCCAUACUAUGAUCAUCCACCUCGCAGUCCAUCUCCCCCACAUUACGACAUGCACCCCGUUUCACCUCAUGCACACGAAUAUUACCCUGAAGACAUACCACCUCACUACCCUGAAGACAUACCACAUCACUACCCAGAGCGGAGGGUUCCUUCUCACCUAGGACACAGGCCCCGAAUGCCUCACCAUGUCCGUCCACCUCACCCUGGGCACUAUCCACCUCCCAGGCACUUGCAUCGGCCACCACCAGUCCCAUAUGCCCAUGAGCCACCCUUCCCCAGAGGCAAGCGACCUGGCCCACCUUAUGGAGGACCUCCUAGAGGUGGUGGCCCCUACUAUCCACCUAAAAGACCCUUCCUGCCUCCACAUUACUGAAGUAUCUGUUAGUGCAUGCCACAGUGGCAAAUGACCUGAACGAAAGAAGUCCAAGACGUAAAGAGGUGCAAGAAGGGGGCGUUGGGCAGUGACGUCAAGGGGAUGAUGUUGAGAACGCUAUCCUGAAUUCUAGGAAAAACUUAGCAUACAAGUGACUUUAGCAAGAUCUGUUUAUCCAACAUGAAGCCUCGUGAACAGGUCAAGGGGAAUGAACCAUUAUAACAGGGAGUUAUGUGGCAAGAUGAAGUGAGGGGGAGCAUUGGAGCUGAGAAACGGAAAGAAUCAUCCGACAGGGAACGCUGGUGGAAUGAUGGGGAACCUGAAGGCAAAGGCAAAACAAGAGGUGGUUAUUUUAUUUCAUUUAAUUAAUCAUUUCAUUUCUAUAUUUUUCAUGUCUAAUUCUAUAAAACGUUGAAUGUAAAUGCA